ACCAUCCAGCACUUCACAACAUCUUGGAGAGAAAUGGGAAACCUUUGCUCCGGCGGCGAGUCCAUUCGAAAAAUGGAAACCGAAAUCGGCGAACUACGGAAUGACAUUGCGAGGCUGGCCAAAGAUAUAGAGGCUUCUGAUGGAAAUGCCGGCCGCGGAACUGCUGCUGGCGAUGGUAGUGGUAGCAGCCAUCAGGUAUCCGGUAAAACGGCAGCGGCAACGAAAAGGAGGAGCACGGUCGGGCAACAAGGUGGGCCCAGAGGUUCCAAGAACUACAAAUUGUUUGAGGAACAGGAGGGUAGGAGAAGGAGAGCAAUCAGCGAGAGGAGGGACAGGAGC
Molecule: messenger RNA, 339 nt
Organism: Tuber aestivum (summer truffle)
Lineage: Eukaryota; Fungi; Ascomycota; Pezizomycetes; Pezizales; Tuberaceae
Source: the annotation of a GenBank genome assembly